AAAAGAUUGGCAAGGACCACAAGUCAUUAUUUCUAAAGCCCCAUGUGUACAAGAAAUAAACGGCGGACAGGGACUGACAGAACUGCCCGCGCGCCUCCAGGAAAGAGGUUUAACUGGAAGGUGGUCGCCGUUGAAACCUCCGUUACCCAUGAUUUCAACUCCCGAACCGGUGCUAUUUGGGAAAGUUACACGUGUUUCUCAGGAUGUCUGAUGUGAAUGUCUGUUCGACUGUGAGUGGAAAAAACCCACCUCCACCCGAAGUUACACAUCCCCAGAGGCCUGGUCGUGUAACCAAUCAGCUGCUAUAUCUGGAGAGAGUGGUGAUCAAAGCUUUAUGGAGGCAUCAGUAUUCCUGGCCUUUUCGGCAGCCAGUUGAUGCAGUGGCGCUGUGCAUCCCUGAUUAUUAUAAACUCAUCAAACAUCCAAUGGAUCUGGGCACAGUAAUGCAGCGGCUGAAAAAUAGAUAUUACUGGGAAGCAAAUGAAUGCAUAAAAGACAUCAGCACCAUGUUCAACAAUUGUUAUGUGUACAACCGGCCUGGAGAUGACAUUGUUUUUAUGGCCCAGACCCUGGAAAAGAUUUUCUUGCAAAAAGUCUCCCAAAUGCCCAAGGAAGAAGUCAUUGCAACUCUCCCCAAAGAUGAGCCUGAAAAAGAAGAGCCUGUAAAACAGAGACCCGUUGUGUCAGAGAUUGCUCUUCAGGAGGCUACAGUCCUUUCCAAUGGGGUUCAUCUUAACACUCCCACUCGCCUCUGUGCACAAACGGAUUCAACAUUAAAUAUCAAAAAAUGUUUAAAGAAGAAAAUGGUAUCGGGGACCCCUGUGACUGCCACCCUCUCCAGAGGAGAUGAAUUUGCUGCUGAAGAACAUUCAGCUUCUAUACCACUGAUCUCCAGGACAGGCAGUGGAAGGCCCGUCAAGCCUCCAAAGAAAAACUUGGACAUGUUUGAGGACAAAAGAGUCAGACUGACCGAGAAGCUGAGAGACUGCAACAACAUUCUUAAAGAGAUGCUUUCGAAGAGGCACUGUGCAUACGCAUGGCCUUUUUAUACACCAGUGGACGCAAUUGCUUUGGGUUUACAAGACUACCAUGACAUUAUCAAGCAGCCUAUGGACCUGAGCACCAUCAAGAAAAAAAUGGACCAUCAGGAGUAUACAAAUGCAACAGAAUUUGCAGCUGACGUCCGACUCAUGUUCUCCAACUGCUACAGAUAUAAUCCUCCAUCACAUGGGGUGGUGUACAUGGCAAGAAAGCUUCAGGAAGUGUUUGAGGCCCGCUACAUGAAAAUGAGCCAAGAACCAGAAGGUUGCCCUGUGUCUCGUCAGCCAGGUGACACUGGGAAAGCCGACAGAGUCGGAAGUCUGUCAACUUCAGCAAGUUCUGAGACUGAAGGUCCUUCAGAGCAGGAGAGCUCAUCUAAGGAAGUCAACACGCAGCUGGCUCAUCUAGAAGAGCGGUUGAAAGCUGUCGGCACUCAGCUUGCCAGACUGACCCAGGAGCCCCUGAUGAAAACAAAGGAGAAGCAAAAAAAGGAAAAAAGACUGAAAGGAAAAAAUGCUGCUCAACUAAAAAGGAAAUGUAUAAAAUCUAAAACCGGUGUAGAAAAAUCCACCGCCAGCAAAACCUUGUCUUUACUUGGAGGGAAAACCUCUUUUGGAGUCCCUCUAAAAAGUGAGAAUGAGAUCUCAUCCAAACCAGUGACCUACCAGGAGAAGAAGCAGCUGAAGUCUGACAUCAACAUGCUGCCUGGUGAUAAACUGGGCGAGUUGUUGAACAUCAUCAAAAGCAGAGAGUCCUAUUUGCAGGAGUCCAAUCUAGAAGAUGUUGUGAUUGACUUUGACAUGGUGAAGCCCUCCACACUCACAGUCCUGCAGAGGUUUGUUGCAGAGUGUCUGAAGAAGCGAGGCAAGAGUGGAAACAGCAAGGACAGAUUUGUCUCAUUAAGUAAACAACGUAAGCCCAAAGGAGUACAAAUACAGAACCAUGUCAGUAAGUCAGUAUCUGCCAGCAGUGAACCUCUAUCCAUCAGCAGAAAAUCAGCCAACGUUGUGGCGUGUUCUGACUCUGACGACCUUCCAUGGCUCACUGACAGCAGCCGGUCUUCAUCCAGUUCCAGUCUCGGCUGCAGCACGUGCAGUAGCAGCACAAGUUCAAGUUCUUCUGACAGCAGUUACUCUGAUUCAGGCCCAAAACCAAAGAAGCAAAGUUUCAAAGGGUCCCACAAAAAAGUGACUCCGAGGGCCAUCUGUGAAACCAGUAGUUUGAAAACCCAGACCAAGGACUCAAUGAAAGCUUCAGAAGGAACAUCUCAGGCUCUUUCUUCCAAUCAGACCACUGGAGCAGAAGAGUGCAGCCCAUUAUGCCCCAAUGUAGACAAGUAUGACCACCUGAUUCUGUCUCCUGCAGAUUUUUCAGCCCUUUUGUCUCCCAUGGCUCCAUCUCCUGAAAUUAUUCCGGAGUGGACUUCUGCCAGAUUUGAGGUUUCAGUGCUGUCCCCCCUCAGAGACACACCGUUACACUCCAAAGAUGAAACGGGUUGCAAUUUCAGAUACACUGAGGAUUUUCUUGACACUCCUUUGAUGAGUGGCCCUCAGACUGAUGGAGGACAUGACUCUGGUGAAGAGGAACUGCCUCAAAUCCCUAAAAAGGAUAUUUGUCUAAAAAAUGCUGAGUCGUGGGCGAAGCUAGUGAAAAUCUCAGUUGCUCCAACUGCGAUCAAGUCUUCCAAAGAAACCUUCCAGCUCUUCCGUAAGGCGGCGAUGGAAAAGGAGGAGCGCAAGAAACAACUGAAGAGGAAACUGAUGGACGAAAAUGACAAGACGGAGACUUCUGAACAAAACAGCUUUUUGGGGCCGUGUGCUGAAGAACCAGCUGACAGGCCCGAUGUGCUGCAGAAGAGCUGCUCAGGAGCUCGUCCAGAAGCUUUGAAGCAGCUCGAGCAGCAGAAGUUUCCCGUGGAAAUGCAGCCUUUAACCCCGAGGUCCUCUGCAGAAAAUGCAAGAGAAGUGGCCCGAAAAAAAGAGCAAGAACGUCGCAGGCAGGAGGCUAUGUCUGGUUUUGACAUGACUAUGCAGUGGGACAUCAUGACCUCAUUUGAGCUGAGUCUGGAUUAACACUCAUCUUGAAAAAAACUUUUUUUUUUCAACUUUCGAUUUGAACUGCCAUUUGAGCCGCUGGAAAAAGUCAGUUUAAGUGCUUUCAGUUCAUGCACUAGACUUUGUUCAAUGUUCUGUUCUGUUUGUUAGAAUUGUCACAGUAUAGAUUCGUUAUUUGUGUGUUUUUGUCUUUAUGUAAAAAAAUAAUAAUCUGUUUUUCACUGUAUCACAUGCACAACCAUCAGUAAAUGGAGCUGCAAAAAGUGAAAUAAAUGUUUUUCUGUGUGUCCCAGAAAAACUAUUGAUGAUCUGAACUCU
Molecule: messenger RNA, 3413 nt
Organism: Oryzias latipes (Japanese medaka)
Lineage: Eukaryota; Metazoa; Chordata; Actinopteri; Beloniformes; Adrianichthyidae
Product: bromodomain testis-specific protein
Biological process (GO): chromatin remodeling; regulation of DNA-templated transcription
Cellular component (GO): nucleus; chromatin
Source: RefSeq, a predicted model, not a curated record